Cydia pomonella (codling moth) is the source of this 2528-nucleotide messenger RNA. RefSeq lists its product as uncharacterized. The coding region runs from base 851 to 2455 and encodes 534 amino acids. The transcript has 2 exons. The record is from RefSeq and is a predicted model, not a curated record. NCBI's taxonomy places the organism in Eukaryota, Metazoa, Arthropoda, Insecta, Lepidoptera, Tortricidae.
GCAACGGAUAAACACGGUCUGAAAAUUUAUUCCUGGAAAAAUUACUAUUUUCAGAGACAGUUUUAAAAUAUUUUUCAAAUAGGACCUCGCUCAACGAUAUUACCCUGCUAUAGACAAACCCACGUUGAAACCUCGGUGCGCGGACCGCAGCCCGAGCACCUAAGAUACGCCCCUGCGUUACUUACAACUUUAUGACGGCUGGUUGUCAAAGUAUUUACUAUUUACUAACAAGAAAUUUUCAGUGAAGCAAUACGAAAUACUUUUAUACUUUCUACAAGUACUCAGAGUGAAGUGCCAGUGCCUAUCCCCGGUAAACCGAAUCCACACGCUACAUACAUGAGGCUCGACCUCAAGGAUUUCCCGCUGCCAAUAUCCCGUAUUCCCUAGGACACCAGGACAAUCGUGCUUUUUCUUUUGUUAUUAUUUUUUGAUACCCUUUACAUAUUGUUGCAACGUGAAUCCGGAAAUUGUUCCAAUCCUAUACGGGGCUAAUCUCAUCGCCCUUACUAAAAAGGACGGAGGGGUGAGACCGAUUGCCGUUGGCUGUACUAUAAGACGUCUCGCCUCCAAAAUUGCAGUCAGGUAUAUAAUCUCCAAAUUAAAACCCCUUUUUGAACCUGUACAGCUCGGUUUCGGCAUAAAAGGAGGUUGUGAGGCAGCCGUCCAUGCCUUACGUACUUACCUCACAAAUUCAUCCUGCGAUGUGCUGGUCAAAAUUGAUGUUCGAAACGCUUUCAACUCUGUAAACAGGGACACCUUGCUGACAGAAAUAAAGAAUAACAUACCUGAAAUAUAUAACUACCUUUUGCAUUGCUAUGCUGACCCUACCAAAUUGAUUUACCGCGAUAAUAUGCUAUCUUCAGAAGUCGGCUGCCAGCAAGGUGAUCCUCUCGGACCGGCAAUAUUCAGUUUGGCCAUUAAUCCAAUUAUUCAAAAUUUAAAAUCAAAAUUUAACGUUUGGUAUUUAGACGACGGAACCCUGGGAGGCGACCUCGAAUCCGUGCUAUCAGACCUUUCGAUCAUUAAAUCAAAAUUUGAAACAAUUGGCUUAGACCUAAACUAUAGCAAAUGUGAACUUUUUAUUCAUAACGCCUCUUUAAAUCUUCUGGAUGUAAAGCAAAAAUUUGAUUUCCUUACACCAAACAUUAAAAUAAUAGAUAAAAGCUCUCUUUGCCUCCUUGGGUCUCCUAUUUUUGAAGAAUCCUAUUCAAAUUUCAUUUCCGACACAACUUCUAAAUUCCAAAAUUAUGAAAGUCGUCUUCUCGAAAUUAGUCCGCAUUUCGCUUUAUGUAUUAUUAAAUUCUGCCUCUUUGUACCAAAAUUAAUGUAUGUAAUUCGCUGUUGCUCUUUCUCAAAAUUUCAAAAUUUGUUAAUACCUUUAGACAACAUUAUCAAAAAUAGUUUGGAAUCGAUUUUGAACUUGCAGCUUAGUGAAGAGUCCUGGACCCAGGCAUCCCUUCCCAUUCGUCACGGUGGGAUAGGGAUCCGCAAAAUUUCUAGUGUUUCUACCCCGGCGUUUUUAUCUUCCGUUCAUAGCUCAGCAAUUCUCGUAGGCAAAAUCCUAAGGGCCUGCCCUCCAAACUAUGAGAUUGCUGGCUUAACGGAGUCUAAAAACGCCUGGUCCAUUGCCUGCCCGGGUAAGGAUUUUCCCGAAAAUCCAAAUUCACAAAAGAUCUGGGACGACAUUCAAUGUAAAAUAAUUUACGACGCUCUUUUAAGCCGCAGCACAGGUUCAGCACGCGCCAGACUGCUAGCAGCAGGUUCCAGGGAGUCCGGCGCCUGGCUGCACGCCUUCCCGUCGGUACAUACCGGAACCUUCCUGGAACCGCACACUCUGCGCGUUGCUGCCUGUCUGCGUCUCGGCGUCCGGGUUUGCGCUCCACAUAGGUGCCCCUGCGGCACUGACGUCGACGUCCUCGGACACCACGGACUCUCCUGCCAAAGGAGCGCCGGCCGCUUCUCUAGACACGCCGCGCUCAACGACAUUCUCCGCCGGUCUCUUGCCAGCGUCAAUGUGCCAGCUCUACUCGAGCCCCCCGGCAUUAUAAGAGAUGAUGGUAAGAGACCGGAUGGAAUGACACUAAUUCCGUGGAAGUUGGGACGGGUGCUGGUGUGGGACGCCACCUGUGUAGACACCCUAGCCCCGUCUCAUCUCCACGGCACUUCUGCUAAGGCUGGCGCGGCGGCAGAGGCGGCCGAAAAAUUAAAAAAGACUAAAUAUAGGGGUCUCGGCACCGAAUAUAAUUUCGUACCAUUUGGCGUCGAGACCCUUGGUCCGUGGGGUCCGAGCGCCUUUAACCUUUUUAAGGAAGUUUCUAAAAGGAUUAGAGAGGUCACUGGUGACCGCAGAGCUGGCAGCUUCCUCGCUCAAAGAAUUAGUCUUGCGAUACAGCGAGGAAAUGCUGCUAGCAUCUACGGCACCAUGCCGCAGGGGGAUAGUUUUAUUUUAUUUUAAGUCUAGUUUUAUUUAUUUUUAGAUCUAGGUUUUUAAGUUUUGUAGUUUAGUUUUUAGUAUAUUUACCAAAUAA